UACUUGGAUUAAAAUUACAUUUUGGUAAUAAUCGUUUUCGUUUUGUGUCAGACAUUAGUUGUAGCUUUGAUACUUGGUGUUUUGGAUUGUACACAUUGGCCUGGUGUAAAAAGACACCAUGCCACCAAAGAAGAAAAAGGAAGUUGAAAAGCCACCUUUAAUAUUGGGACGACUGGGCACAUCAUUGAAGAUAGGAAUAGUUGGGUUGCCAAAUGUCGGAAAAUCCACUUUUUUUAAUGUCCUAACUAAAAGCGAGGCUUCUGCUGAAAACUUCCCGUUUUGUACGAUUGAUCCCAAUGAGAGCAGAGUUCCAGUUCCUGAUGAAAGAUGGGAGUUUCUCUGCAAAUACCACAAGCCUGCUAGCAAGGUUCCGGCUUUUCUCUCAGUGGUUGAUAUUGCUGGAUUAGUGAAAGGUGCAAAUGAAGGUCAGGGUCUUGGAAAUGCUUUUCUUUCCCAUAUCAGUGGAUGUGAUGCAAUAUUUCACAUGACUCGUGCUUUUGAUGAUGCAGAGGUUGUCCAUGUUGAAGGAGAUGUAAAUCCUGUUCGUGAUUUGGAAAUUAUUCAAGAAGAACUUCGUCUGAAGGAUGUGGAGCACCUAACCAAGAGAUUAGCUGAACUUGAGAAGGUCUACAGUCGAGGUGGUGAGAAAAAGUACAAACUUGAGUUUGAGACGCUUAGUAAGAUCAAGACUUUGUUGGUGGAUGAGAAGAAACCUGUAAGAGAUGGGGAGUGGGGAGGAAAAGAAAUCGAAGUCCUUAACGAACAUCUUUUUCUAACCUCUAAACCACAGAUUUAUCUCGUAAACUUGAGUGAGAAGGAUUACAUCCGGAAAAAGAACAAAUGGCUGAUGAAGAUUAAAACCUGGGUUACUGAGAAUGAUUCUUCAGCGAUCCUAAUCCCAUUUUCGGGAGCGUUUGAACUCAAGUUAGCUGAAAUGGCUGACGAUGCUGAACGGAAGGCUUACCUGGAGGAACAGUACAAGGAUUCGGUCGGGUCAGCUCUUAGCAAGAUUGUGGUAACCGGGUUUAAAUGCCUUGGUCUGCAGUACUUCUUCACUGCAGGCGCGGACGAGGUCAAAGCGUGGACGAUCAAAACCGGCUUUCUCGCCCCUCAAGCUGCUGGGAGGAUCCACACCGAUUUUGAGAAAGGCUUCAUUAUGGCAGAGGUUAUGAAAUUCUCUGAUUUUAAAGAGCUUGGCUCGGAGUCUGCAGUUAAAUCAGCCGGUAAGUAUCGCCAACAAGGAAGAAAUUACAUUGUAGAAGAUGGGGACAUCAUCUUUUUCAAGUUUAACACGCCCUCGCAGCCAAAGAAAAAAUGACGUGCCAACCAUGAAAAGUUCCAACUGUUGUGGCCUUAUACUCUGUCUGUAAUCACAGCAUAUUAAGGCAACUAUCAGUUUUACUUCAUUUUAUGAGGUCUCCAGGUUUCGGUCGUCGCUUUCUUUCGUGAAUUGGUGAUGUAGUUUGCUCUUUUAAAUGAUAAUGCAUGUUGUUGCUGCUAGAAGCGGUUUAAACCGGUCUGCACUCUCUGGGUUAAAAAUAAUAAAUUACAAUUGAGUUUGUGCUGGUA
This is a messenger RNA of Ciona intestinalis (vase tunicate), 1569 nucleotides long. Its product is annotated as obg-like ATPase 1. NCBI's taxonomy places the organism in Eukaryota, Metazoa, Chordata, Ascidiacea, Phlebobranchia, Cionidae. The record is from RefSeq and is a predicted model, not a curated record. Gene Ontology annotation, cellular component: cytoplasm. Gene Ontology annotation, molecular function: GTP binding; ATP hydrolysis activity; ATP binding.